AAUCACCGCUACUUUUAGAUAUAACGUAGCCUUAUUAGAAUUCUUAACAAACUCGCACUUACAUCAUCCGUGUAAACAUUUUAUCGAUAUCCGUAGUAAUCGGUGAAAUUAUUAAUAUGGCAAACUGGCCAGCAAUUGGUUCAAUAAUCCUGCCCAAUGUCGGUGGUUGGGUAAAUGGACUGUACUUUGCUGGACAAAUACGUUCUGAAGAGGGCAAGUCUUGGUAUGACAAUCUUAAAAAGGCACCAUGGAAUCCACCCAAGUGGGUAUUCGGACCAACCUGGACAGUUCUGUACAGCACUAUGGGAUAUGCUUCAUAUUUGGUGUGGGAAGACUGCGGUGGUUUUACUGAAUCUUCAGUACUUCCUCUCACCCUAUACGGAAGUCAAUUAGCUCUCAACUGGGCAUGGACCCCUAUAUUCUUUGGCAUGAAAGACUAUAAACUGGCUUUCAUAGAAAUCGCAGUGCUAGGUGUAACAGCAACGGCAACAACCAUAGCGUUUGUGCAUUACAAUAGGACAGCGGCUGCUCUCAUGUUACCAUACCUUGGCUGGUUGGCCUACGCCAGCUCUCUGUCCUAUUACGUCUGGAAGAACAAUCCAAAGCCAGAACCCAGGAUCACCGAGAUCAAGGAUGAGAAGACCCAGUAAAGAGACUGGAGAACUUCAAUAAAAUGUUUGAACAAAAAAAAAAUUGUAACUAGAAGUCUGUGUCAGUACUUUAUUUAGUUAGGCAUUUUUUUCCUAUUUAACUUUAUAUUGUAAGAAUUAUCACAAUUAUUGUAGUUUUGACUUUUCACUUAUCGUAUAUAAUACGAGUUAUUUACAAACAUAAUAAAUAUAUAGUACAUAUUCUU
Molecule: messenger RNA, 856 nt
Organism: Papilio machaon (common yellow swallowtail)
Lineage: Eukaryota; Metazoa; Arthropoda; Insecta; Lepidoptera; Papilionidae
Product: translocator protein
Exons: 5
Coding region: 117-650 (177 amino acids)
Cellular component (GO): mitochondrial outer membrane
Source: RefSeq, a predicted model, not a curated record